ACCCCACCCCUCACCUCCAAUUCAACCCACCGCUAAAAAUUACUAGCCCUUUUCGAAGAUGUCGCCUCGUCUCCCUCUCCGCUUCACCCUCCGCACAAUCCGGGCGUCGCCGAGGCUAUACUCGACAGCCACGGCCGCCGAUUCGACAGCACCGCUCAUCAAUGUGACGCUGCUCCCGGCCCCCAACUCGGGCCACAUCCGCAUCCUGGAACUCAACCGCCCGUCCGCGCGGAACGCCAUCUCCAAGGCCCUCCUCUCGCAGCUGCGCGCCGAGAUUGACGCCGUUCACUCGCAAUAUGACGAGCACGGCGACGAGAUCCCACCGCCCCGUGUCUUUGGCGGCGCCGCGGGGCUCGACGAGAAAGGCCCAACGCGGGCGCUCGUCAUCGCCAGCGCCCUCGACACCAGUUUUUGCGCUGGAGCCGACCUGAAGGAGCGGAAGAGCUUCACCCAAGCCGACACUACCGAAUUCCUCACCAACCUCCGCGGCACCUUCGCCUCCCUCGCCUCCCUCCCCAUCCCCACCAUCUCGACCAUUUCCUCCCUCGCCCUCGGCGGCGGCCUCGAGCUCGCCCUAUCAACCCACCUCCGCGUCCUGUCGACCAACGCCGUCGUCGGCCUCCCCGAGACCCGGCUGGGCAUCAUCCCCGGCGCGGGCGGCACCCACCGCCUACCGGCCCUGAUCGGGCUCUCCCGCGCCCGCGACCUGAUCCUGACGGGCCGCCGCGUCUCCGCCACCGAGGCCUACUUCCUGGGCAUCGCCGACCGGCUCGUCGAGGUGCCGUACCCGGAGGAUAAAGACGUGCCGGGCGUGAAGGAGGGCGAGAAGGCGAGCGACGAGGCGAAGGAGAUGCUGUUCCUCAACGGGGCGCGGCGCGGGGUCAUGAGCGAGGCGGUGAGGAUGGCGACGGAGAUUUGCGAGGGGGGGCCCGUGGCGGUGCGGGCUGCUCUGCAGGCGGUCGCUUGGGCCCGGGAGGAGAUGGAGAAUAAGAUGUACGAGCGGGUCGUGGGCACCGAGGACCGGAACGAGGCGCUACGUGCCUUCCAGGAGAAGAGGAAACCCGUGUUUAAGGGCCGGUAA
Molecule: messenger RNA, 1081 nt
Organism: Sodiomyces alkalinus F11
Lineage: Eukaryota; Fungi; Ascomycota; Sordariomycetes; Glomerellales; Plectosphaerellaceae
Product: methylglutaconyl-CoA hydratase
Exons: 2
Coding region: 59-1081 (340 amino acids)
Biological process (GO): fatty acid beta-oxidation
Cellular component (GO): mitochondrion
Molecular function (GO): enoyl-CoA hydratase activity
Source: RefSeq, a predicted model, not a curated record